This is a messenger RNA of Carassius carassius (crucian carp), 2473 nucleotides long. Its product is annotated as phosphatidylinositol 4-phosphate 5-kinase type-1 gamma-like. NCBI's taxonomy places the organism in Eukaryota, Metazoa, Chordata, Actinopteri, Cypriniformes, Cyprinidae. Bases 155 to 2395 code for a protein of 746 amino acids. The transcript has 19 exons. Gene Ontology annotation, biological process: phosphatidylinositol metabolic process. The record is from RefSeq and is a predicted model, not a curated record. Gene Ontology annotation, molecular function: phosphatidylinositol kinase activity.
CGCGCGUGUGUGUGUGUGUGUGUCUGUGUGUAGACUCGCACACAUUUGAUCGAGCGCUGUGCGGCAGACUCAGAUCAUGACGCGCGCUCCGUUUCUCCUUCAUACGAUUCGUUUCGACGCUCGACGGCUCGUUUGAUCGUUUUACCCGGUCCCGAUGGAGGGAGCCGUGGCCGGAGGAUGCUCCGCGCUGCCGGAGGACGAGGACGCGGUGGUCGGUGCGGGAUGCGGGACGGAUGCAGAUCUCGACGCUGUUCUCAAGAAGACCUGCAUAACCGAGAUGCCAUCUUCCUCGUAUCACUCCAGCUCUGGCCUUGAGAAGAAGAUCGGUCACAGGCGGGUCGAUGCAUCCGGUGAAACCACCUACAAGAAGACGACCUCGUCUGCCCUGAAAGGAGCCAUUCAGCUGGGGAUCGGCUACACCGUGGGUAACCUGAGCUCCAAACCCGAGCGCGACGUCCUCAUGCAAGACUUCUACGUGGUGGAGAGCAUUUUCUUCCCCAGUGAAGGCAGUAAUCUGACUCCGGCACAUCACUAUCCAGACUUCAGGUUUAAAACGUAUGCUCCAGUGGCGUUCCGCUACUUCAGAGAACUCUUCGGGAUUCGACCGGAUGACUAUCUGUAUUCUCUCUGUAAUGAGCCCUUGAUCGAGCUCUCGAACCCUGGUGCCAGUGGCUCCAUUUUCUACGUCACUCGAGAUGAUGAGUUCAUCCUGAAGACCGUGAUGCACAAAGAGGCUGAGUUCCUGCAGAAGCUGCUUCCAGGAUAUUACAUGAACCUGAACCAGAAUCCCCGAACACUGCUGCCUAAGUUCUUCGGUUUGUACUGCGUUCAGUCCGGAGGGAAGAACAUCCGUAUCGUGGUGAUGAAUAACAUCCUGCCGCGCAUCGUUCGCAUGCACCUCAAGUUCGACCUGAAGGGCUCCACGUACAAGCGCCGCGCGUCCAAGAAAGAGCGCGAGAAGUCCAAGCCCACCUUUAAAGACCUGGACUUCAUGCAGGACGUUCAGGACGGACUCCUGCUGGACGUGGACACGUAUAACGCGCUGGUGAAGACGCUCCAGAGAGACUGUCUGGUGUUGGAGAGUUUUAAGAUCAUGGACUACAGUCUGCUGUUGGGGGUUCAUAAUCUGGAUCAGGCGGAGCGCGAGCAGCAGAUGGAGGGAUCUCAGAGCAGCAGCGAUGAGAAGAGACCGGCCGCACAGAGAGCGCUUUACUCCACCGCCAUGGAGUCCAUUCAGGGAGGAGCGGCGUGUGGAGACUCCAUCGACACCGAAGACACGAUGGGAGGCAUUCCUGCUGUCAACGGGAAAGGAGAGAGACUCCUGCUCUUCAUCGGCAUCAUAGACAUCCUGCAGUCCUACAGACUCAUAAAGAAGCUGGAACACACAUGGAAGGCUCUGGUGCAUGACGGGGACACCGUUUCCGUCCACCGGCCGAACUUCUACGCUGACCGAUUCUUCCAGUUCAUGAGCAACACUGUGUUCAGGAAAAGCAGCUCUCUGAAGGCUUCUCCUGCUAAGAAGGGCCGUGUGGCGCUGACGGUGCCCAAAUUCAGCGGUCCUGGAGCGGCGUGGUCGUCCGGUCAGCUUACCUCAGAGAGGGACGAGAACAUCUAUGAUCUGAGAGGAGCGCGCAGUUUCCCCGUGCUGGAAAAUGAUGGUCUGCAGUCUUGCACUCCUCCGUCUUUCGAAGAAGCGACCACGACUUCUGUGGCCACAACCCUGUCCUCAAACACCUCCAUAUCUAUCCCAGAGCGCUCUCCGUCAGACACCACAGAGCACCCGCGCUACAGAAGACACACAUUGUCUCUAAAAGACGCUGAGGGAAGGAUGCAUGAAGUGGUGGAUGUGCAUGAGGAAGAGCAGCAGACCAUCACUGUGCAGGUGGAGGUGAAGAGAGAGAGAGAAGAAGAAGAGGAGGAGGAGGAGCCAGACGUCACACUGACGCACGCGGUGAUGGAUGUUCCUCCUCCAGACACUGCUGACCUUGUCCCACAAACAGCCACUUCAGCAUCUGUUACCCAGGAAACCGUCUCCCAGGCAAUACUUCGUGGUGAAACCCAGACAACAGUUCCCGUGGAAACCGCUACUUUGACAGAAACCUGGACCCUUGAAACAGCGCCGGUCCCUGAAGCAGCAGAACCGUUCGGUGCUAGCCCGAAAAUGCAGCAUCCCAGCGUGGACAGACUCUCAGAGGCUCAGAGCCGGGAAUCUCUGGAGGAAGAGGUCACAUCCACCACGGACAUCUAUUUUUACGCUGAAGGCAGAUAUUGGGUUUAUUCUCCGGUGCUCCAGCGAAGGAAGCUCAGCUCCUGCAGUGUCACUCCAGAGGACAGGAGUUGGGUUUAUUCGCCCCUGCAUUACGACUCAGAGCCUCACAGUGAAAGCGACACAUAAUCUGGAUGUUCAGUAGACAUCUCUCUCUCUCUGCUGUGGGACUGAAGCGGUUUUGCUGGGACCUUUUCUUCAGGAUGA